CAAACUACCUCUUGCGCAUGCGCUCAAUGCUGAAACCGAUUUUGAGGGCGGGGUCAAGGCAUCGUCAUGGCGUCUUCUAGCCAGCGGCCAGAACUACGGGAUCUGGUCUCAGAUCUAUCGGAUGUUUCAUGGGACAGUCUGAAACAGGUAUUGCUGUCUCUGCGCGUCCCGAAUAACAAACUGGACGACAUAGAAAUUACACACCCGACGAGUAUCGGUAGUCGGAGGAUCGGCGCCCUGGACUGCUGGCUGCAAAUGGAUGUCAGCGCGUCGUGGCAGAAAGUCGUGGAUGCCCUAAUACUCUUUCGUUUGGUGACUGAGGCCGAGAGAAUAGCGGGCAAGUACGAUUGCCGCCUAGUGUUGGAUUGCCAAGUAGACACGUCUCAUGUCUCUACCGACUUACACCCAAUUUCCAUUUCUACAGAGUCUAUAUAUGACAAACCCACUCUGGCCCAACUGAGGAAACUAAAGAUGCCUUUCUAUGAAGAAAUACGAAUAUUAGACCAAGUUGCAACAAAAUGGGACGACAUUGCCAUUGCAAUGGACUUUGAUCCGGACGGACACACACAGACAGCGAUCAACAAAGAUUUUGGAUCUGUUCAGGAGAAGUGUAGAGAAACUUUCAAGAAGUGGCUGCAGGGCCAAGGCAGCAGACAGCCAGCCACGUGGGAGAUACUGGUGGAGAUACUGAGGGACUGUGACUUUGAAAAUCUGGCUACUAGCAUAGAGACUGCUCUCAAAUAGUUG
Geodia barretti is the source of this 747-nucleotide messenger RNA. Lineage: Eukaryota; Metazoa; Porifera; Demospongiae; Tetractinellida; Geodiidae. The record is from the annotation of a GenBank genome assembly.